CGAACGAUACGAAACACGACAGCCCCCGUUUCCUUGCACACAGCCAACGGUACUCUGCCAUGAUACGCCUUUUCGUCGGCAACAGUGGCCUCCGGAACCAGCUCCCGCCGACCCGCCGCAGCGCCGCCUCCCCGGGGAGCGUCCUCCGGGCCUGCUUCUCGUCCAAACCAGGGGAGGAUCCCCCCGCCAGGGGAACCCCCUACUCCAAGCUGACGGUCGGGAUCCCCAAGGAGCGCUUCCCGCUCGAAAAGCGCGUCGCCGCCACCCCCGAGUCGGUCAAGAGGCUCGCCAAGCCGGGGUUCACCGUGCUGGUGGAAGACGGCGCGGGGGAAUCCGCCUACUUCUCCAACGCCGACUACGAAUCCGCGGGCGCGACCAUCGUGUCCGGGGGCUCUGCGGCGGAGGACGUCUGGAAGCAAUCGGACAUCGUCCUCAAGCUGCGGCCGCCGACGGCCGAGCAGAUGGACCUGCUGGACUCGUCCAAGACGCUCUUUUCCUUUUUGUACCCCCGCCAGAACGAGGAAAUCCUGAAGCAGCUGCAGGACAAGGGAACGACGGCCUUUGCCAUGGACAUGAUCCCGAGGACCCUGUCGAGGGGACAGACCUACGACGCUCUUUCGGUGAGUUCGGUGCUAUCUGGUUCGGCGUGCACGAUGCUUUGCUGUUCGCUGUUCUGCUCUGUUCUCUUCUUUGUUAUGCUCCAUCUCAUCAAACUCUAUUGUUUCGAUACUAUUCGCCACCUUUGUCCAAACAACAACCAACAUUUAAAAAAAACAAUCAAAUAAAACAAUGAAUUGAAAAAAUUCAAUCGCAAUCUGCCCGCAUCAUCAAACCAAUGAUGAAAACGAUCGCAACUGCCACGACCGAAAACCACAGAGCCAAGCCAACAUUUCCGGAUACCGGGCCGUCCUUGAGGCGUCCAAUGAAUUCGGCCGAUUCUUCGCCGGACAGAUGACGGCGGCCGGAAAGGUCCCCCCGGCCAAGGUUUUGGUUCUGGGAACGGGAGUGGCCGGGCUGGCGGCCGUGCAAACCGCGAAAAACAUGGGAGCCAUCGUCCGGGCCUUUGACGUUCGUCCCGUCACCAAGGAACAGGUCGAAGCGAUGGGAGGCCAGUUCCUCGAGGUCGACUUCGAGGAGGACGGGUCCGGAGCCGGCGGAUACGCCAAGGAAAUGUCUGCCGAGUGGCACGCAGCCGCCCGAGAAAUGCUCACCAAGCAGUGUGAGGAGGUGGACAUUGUCAUCACCACGGCACUCAUUCCAGGCCGCAAGGCACCCAUCAUGGUCACCAAGGAAAUGGUCUCCAAGAUGAAAUCGGGAUCCGUCACGGUGGAUCUAGCCGCAGAAGCCGGUGGGAACGUUGAGACGACCGUCGCGGACCAGAAAAUCGUCACGGACAACGGGGUAACCUGCAUCGGUUACACCGAUUUGCCAUCGCGGCUUCCCACCACUUCGUCCUCCCUCUACGCCAACAACAUCUCCAAGCUGCUCCUCAGCGCGGGACCACAAACCACCAAGGUCCCCGAAUACUUCUACAUCGAUCACGACGAUGAGGCCAUCCGUGGGAUGCUCGUCGUCGAAAAGGGCAAGCUCAUGUUCCCUCCCCCGGCCCCGGCUCCUCCACCGGUGGUAGAGAAAAAGGCGGAAGAAGAGGUGGUAGUCCCCGAAAUCGACUACAAGAAGGAAUACCUGGACGGCGCCAAGCAGGCCGCCUACGUGUCCACGAGCAUCCUGGCGCUUGGCGCGGUUGCCCCGAACGCUGCCUUUUCCAACAUGUUCACCACCUUUUGGCUGUCGAACGUCAUCGGAGCCCAGGUAGUCAUGGGAGUCGCCCACGCACUCCAUUCACCACUCAUGGCCGUCACGAACGCCAUUUCCGGAACCACAGCCCUGGGUGGAAUGCACCUGAUCGCCCACAGCACCAGCCCGACCGCUACGUUGUUAGGAGCCACCGCCACUACCCUCAGUACCGUCAACAUUGUCGGGGGAUUCAUCAUCACCUCCAAGAUGCUCGACAUGUUCAAGAGGCCCGAUGAUCCACCCGAAUACUACAACUAUUACACGUACCCCACGCUGGGAGUCCUGGGUCUGUACGGAGCCGGAACCAUGUCCGGUAAGUUCCCCGAAAUCGACACGGCCGCGUCCACUCUUGCCUCCCUCCUGUGCAUUGGAGGAAUCGGUGGCCUGGCCUCCCAAUCGACGGCCCGUCUUGGUGCCGUCUCGGGACAGGCCGGGGUCGCCCUGGGAAUCGCCUCCACCUUUGGACACCUGCAUCCGUCCUUUGGCACGACGGCCUCGCUCGUCGGACUGAUGGGAGUCGGAGGCGUUGCCGGCCAGGCCAUCGCCCAGAGGGUCGAGCUGACCUCCCUCCCCCAGACCGUCGCCGCCUUUCACUCGCUGGUCGGGGUUGCGGCAUCGGCGGCCGCCAUUGGCGACUACAUCAACUCGGACUUUGCCGGACUCGACGGCUUCCACAUGUCCAGCAUCUACCUGGCCACCGUCAUCGGAUCCGUGACCACCACCGGAUCCCUGGUGGCCUUUGGAAAGCUCGACGGCCGCAUGGAUUCGGCUCCCCUCAAGCUGGAACACCGCGACAAGAUCAACGCGGGACUCGGAGCCGCGACCGUGGGAGCCGGGGCCCUGUUUGCUGGAGCUUCUGGUCCGGGCGUCGGAGUCGCGGCCCUGACCGGUGCCCUCGGUACCAGCGGAGCCCUUGGAUGGCACAUGACAGCCUCCAUCGGCGGAGCCGACAUGCCCGUGGUCAUUACUGUCCUCAACUCGUACUCCGGAUGGGCCCUCUGCGCCGAGGGAUUCAUGCUUGACAUGCCCAUCAUGACCACCGUGGGAGCCCUGAUUGGCUGCUCCGGAGCCGCCCUCACCAAGAUCAUGUGCGACGCCAUGAACCGUGACAUUGCCAGCGUCAUCCUAGGAGGCUACGGAACCAAGGCCACCGGAAGCGGAGAGGCGGUCCAGUUCGAGGGAGAAACCACCAUGACCAACGUCGAGGACACGGUCCAGCUCCUCAGCGACGCCGAGAGCAUCAUCAUCGUCCCCGGAUACGGGCUGGCGGUCGCCAAGGCCCAGUACCCGCUGCAGGAACUCGCCGACACCCUCAUCAAGAACGGAAAGUCGGUCCGCUUUGCCAUCCACCCCGUCGCCGGCCGCAUGCCCGGCCAGCUGAACGUCCUCCUGGCCGAGGCCGGGGUCCCCUACGACAUUGUCGAAGAACUCGAGGAGAUCAACGACGACUUUUCCGACGCCGACGUCACGCUGGUCAUCGGGGCCAACGACACGGUCAACUCGGCGGCCGAGGACGACCCCAACUCGCAGAUCGCCGGCAUGCCCGUCCUCCGGGUCUGGAACUCCAAGCAGGUCAUCGUCAUGAAGCGGUCCCUGGCCGCCGGAUACGCGGGGGUCGACAACCCGGUCUUCAUCAAGGAUAACACCGACAUGCUCCUGGGAGACGCCAAGGACACGGUGGAACAGCUGGCCAGCGGAGUCAAGGGAAUCUACGGAAAGUAGAAAUCCUUCCCUGCGUGCUUUGCCUUGGAACCCGUUUUUUGCGAUGCGACGCAAACCCUCGUGCUUGCAGCAAAAGGGAUUUCGUAGAGGAAAGAGAUUCUAGAAUAUACUGAGCAAGCAUUG
Pseudo-nitzschia multistriata is the source of this 3642-nucleotide messenger RNA. Lineage: Eukaryota; Bacillariophyta; Bacillariophyceae; Bacillariales; Bacillariaceae. The record is from the annotation of a GenBank genome assembly.